Maniola jurtina (meadow brown) is the source of this 1017-nucleotide messenger RNA. RefSeq lists its product as uncharacterized. The transcript is spliced from 4 exons. The coding region runs from base 114 to 821 and encodes 235 amino acids. Gene Ontology annotation, molecular function: N-acetyltransferase activity. NCBI's taxonomy places the organism in Eukaryota, Metazoa, Arthropoda, Insecta, Lepidoptera, Nymphalidae. The record is from RefSeq and is a predicted model, not a curated record.
UACAAACCCACAUUAUAAAGACACUUCAGUUUCAAUUUAUUCUUUUACUACAGCGCAAGUGCUUUUCAAAUUUAAAGGCUUAAAAGCUUCGUGCGGGGUCGCAAUAUAAAAGAAUGACUUCGCGGGAAUAUCCAAAGAUUUGGGGCAGUUUCGACAGAAUUGCUGAAGAUGGAAGGACAUUGGCAUUCGCAAUAGAAGAUAUUCCAGAGGCUCUGUGGAGCGAGGCCGUGGAGUUUAUGCUGGGGAAUUAUAUACGGGAAGAUGUUUGGUGGAUCACAGCUGGUACUGCACAGGAUCCACAGGCAAUCGAAGAAUAUCGGGUGCUAUUGAAGUCUAUUAUUAAUUGGAAAAUGAGUUUGGCAUGCUUCCUGUCUGAUGGCGAUGGAAAUGAUCGCAUCCUUGUAGGUGUCAAUAUGUGCAUGCCGCAGGAGAAAAAUCACUUUGUUGAUCACAACCCGCCUAAAACAAAGGCGGGUCUGUUGUCGCUCCGCAUGUUUAGCGAGACUAUGAAAGUGACUGCGAUAUACGACAAGUACGACGUGAGUAAAUAUCUCAUGGGAGCAGGCCUGUCUGUUACUCCGGAAUACAGGGGCCUUGGCGUAGCCGUUGAGCUGCUAAAGUGUAGAAUGCUCCUUGCAAAAGAAGAAGGCAUGAGUGUCACAGGCGGAAUAUUCACAAGUGAGUCCGCACAGCGAUCCGCAGACAAGGCAGGCUGGGAGUGCUUAUACCAGGUUCCGUACAAACAGUUCGGGGAGCAAUGCGAAAUCGACUUUAACACCAGCACCGAAAACUUAAAAAUAUUUGCUGCAAAAGUUGAAUAAAAUGAAAAUCACAAGAAGUACUUCCACUUUUAUCACUGAAGAUAGUAUAUUUUUACCGCUUUACACAGAAGCUUUGCUAGCACUUGUAAUUUAAUGUUGUUAUUCUAGCGUAGGUACAAUGAAUACUAAUGGAUUUUUACACGUUAUAAAAAUAAUUUAACUGAAUGUUUUUAUCCGCAAUAAACUAAUAACGACA